Molecule: messenger RNA, 786 nt
Organism: Diabrotica virgifera virgifera (western corn rootworm)
Lineage: Eukaryota; Metazoa; Arthropoda; Insecta; Coleoptera; Chrysomelidae
Exons: 2
Coding region: 226-699 (157 amino acids)
Source: RefSeq, a predicted model, not a curated record
UAGUUAAAGGUUAAUAAUGGAGGUAUUUAAGCACUCUGGAUAUUUACCUUUUUUUCCUGAGAUGUCAAAUACACCAAAACAAUAAAUAUGUAGAUAUGAAUUCGAACUUCUAAUAAUCAUCGUUUUAUUGACCUGUGACAUUUCAGACUUUGAAAAUAAUCAAACAAAUGAUAAAAUACAUUCAACAGAAUUAUUGUUCUUAAAAAAGGGAACUCAUGAUUAAAAAUGAAAAAUUUGUACAUAAUUUUCUUUGUGGCUAUUAUUUUAGUUGUGGUUAAAAAUGUGGAACCAGGAAUGCAACUUGAAGGCCACUGUGUAAAAGUUUUCUAUAAACAAAACAAUUACUACAACAUAAAAUGUUUUAAACUAGAAAACGACUUUUUGACUAUUAGAACGGACCAAAAUGACACAAUACAGCUAAAAGAAUCGGACGAAAUAGACAAUUGUUACACCUUAUUAAGAAACGGUAAAGAUGAAAAUGUAACUUGUUUAGACAUAAGUACCAUCAAUUGUGUUAGGCCAGGAGAACCUUCCUGGACUAAUGCUAAGAGAGAAAGUAGACAAGUUUCUUGUACAAGACAAGAAUCCGAGUCCCAAUUUUACAGCCUGGCACACAAAGACCUUGUAAUAUUAAUUAAAGAAGUGGGUCCCCACAGGCUCCUUAUUCAUAUUCCAAACUUAAGACCACCCCGAGAGUAGAAUAGGCGCAGAAGACAUAGUUUAAUAAAAUUGUAAAAAUAGUUCAAUUAACAUGUAUAGUUUUUGUUGAAUAUAUUUUAAAAUAUU